GGCGUAGAUUGAUAGAAGAUAGAAGGCCGCUAGUAGGUUGUCGAGUGAUCAGUACUAGAUGAACUGGUUGAUUAAGAUUAUCACUUCCUUUUAUUAGAAAUAUCUGCUUUGCUUUUGUCAACAAGUAGGAUGAAAUUGAAAGACGAGCAGCAGCAGAAGUCUUCUUUUGCUGACGUGGUCGCGUCUUCACAACAAAAAAACGAACUAUGCUGCGAGAAAGACGAUGACACUGGGAACAAGAAAGUAGAUGAAAGUUCGCUAGCCGGACUUGGGUUCUGGGGGCUUGCGUUUACGAUUCUGGUCACAUCCAUUGGCACUCCUUUGAUUUCGGUUGCUAGCAUGGCACGUGAAGUGACACCAGUUUUAGCGGUUGUCCUCUGUGGUCUAGGUGUCUUGCUCGGCACAGAAGCGAAUCGGCUGAUUGCAGCUACUUGCGAUAUAUUGGAACGGAGAGAUAAUAUUACCGGGGAGGAGGUGGACACUACAACGAGGGAGCAUGUUCAACGGGAUCAUAAAGUAGCAGAACAAGAACACGAGGAAUACGAACAUAGCCCACGUGAAGAACACGACAAGAGUUUCUCUAUCAAAUUUAGACUCACUUCUAAAAAGCUCAGCGGAGAAAACGAGAACAUUGGCACUGUGGUCGGAAUAGAACAGGAGCGGGCAGAUAACAAAAUGACACCACGUUCUGCGCCUCUCGAUUCGGAAUCAAAAGGCCACUCAGCUGCAAGAGUAGGGCAAGCUGAAUCCUCCUCAUUACGAAAAAACACUACGCCCGUGAAAUCAUAUGCUGACUACCUUGAGCGAUGUUUCCAGAAGCAACCCUUCAUUCUUCGACUAGCUUCGUGCACGCUCUUCGUCGGCUACUUCACGCUUUUUUUGGUAGGUGAUAUCAUGUUGGUCAACUCGCUGAUGCAGAUUGGUCCUUCGCAGGGAACGCGCCUCGGCUACACACUUGGCUUUCUACUUCCUCAGCACCUCUUUCGAGCUUUCGCGAGCCG
Molecule: messenger RNA, 1001 nt
Organism: Amoebophrya sp. A25
Lineage: Eukaryota; Dinophyceae; Syndiniales; Amoebophryaceae
Source: the annotation of a GenBank genome assembly